Molecule: messenger RNA, 4555 nt
Organism: Strongylocentrotus purpuratus (purple sea urchin)
Lineage: Eukaryota; Metazoa; Echinodermata; Echinoidea; Camarodonta; Strongylocentrotidae
Gene: gclc
Product: glutamate--cysteine ligase catalytic subunit
Exons: 16
Coding region: 127-2085 (652 amino acids)
Biological process (GO): glutathione biosynthetic process
Cellular component (GO): glutamate-cysteine ligase complex
Molecular function (GO): glutamate-cysteine ligase activity
Source: RefSeq, a predicted model, not a curated record
AUUUUUCUUUGCUAGGCUAGGCCCUCUUUACAUUCAUUAUAGCUAGAGUAGAUCGAGCACAAGUACCACCGGCAGAGCUCAGAGCAAGGAUUUCUGUGUACUACAGGAUUGACUUGGGAUUGAAGAAUGGGUCUACUGUCCGCAGGUACGCCCCUCACCUGGGAAGAGACGAAGAAGUACACUGAUCAUGUCCGCAAACAUGGUAUCCAACAAUUCAUCAACCUCUACUACAAGCUUAAGGACCGCCCUUGUGAUACGCUCAAAUGGGGAGAUGAGAUUGAAUACAUUGUGGUAAAGCAAGACCAUGAGAACAAGAAAGCUAGAGUGUUCUUAGUAGCUGAUCGUCUUCUUCCUGUUCUACAAGAGCUUGAAAAGAGUCAACCAAGCGAGACAAAGACCACAUGGGCACCUGAAUAUGCCAGUUACAUGGUUGAGGGGGUACCAGGCAAGCCAUAUGGGGGUCUCAUGGCCCAUUUCAAUACUGUAGAAGCCAACAUGAAACUCAGACGACAACAAGUAUUGAGCUUACUAGAUGUUGAGCAAGGAGAAACAUGCCUUAGUAUGACUGUCUUUCCAAGGCUUGGUUGUCCAGACUUCUCUGUACCUAAAUAUACUCCAAACCCAACUGAUGAGGGUGUCACCAAGUCUAUUUUUCUUCCAGAUGAAAUCAUUCAUAACUCACAUCCAAGGUUCAGGACAUUGACCAAGAACAUCAGGAAAAGGAAAGGAGAGAAGGUGGCCAUCAAUGUACCAAUUUUCAAAGAUACCAACACUCCAAGCCCUUUUAUAGAGAAGUUUGACAAUGACUACGAUGGUGAGUCCGCAAGGGCUGCUAAACCAGACCAUAUCUACAUGGAUUGUAUGGGAUUCGGUAUGGGUAACUGCUGCCUCCAGACCACCUUCCAAGCUUGUAACAUCACCGAAGGAAGGGCACUCUAUGAUCAGCUUACACCGCUUACACCAAUACUGAUGGCUCUGAGUGGAGCUUCUCCAGUGUUCCGUGGGUAUCUCUCUGAUGUAGACUGUCGAUGGGACAUCAUCUCAGGCUCGGUAGAUGAUAGGACGCGAGAGGAGAGGGGUCUUGAGGAGCUGAAAGAGAAUCGUUUCCGGAUCCCCAAGUCACGGUACAGCACGGUGGACUGCUACCUCUCACCAGCAGGAGAUAGAUACAAUGAUACUGAUCUGGUUAUAGAUGAAGAUCUAUGUCAAGACAUGAUCAAUGCUGGUAUUGAUAGACAGCUAGCCAGACACGUAGCACAUCUGUUCAUCAGGGAUCCGGUAUCACUCUUCGGUGAGAGGAUAAAUCAGGAUGAUGCAAAUGACUCCGAUCAUUUUGAGAACAUCCAGUCUACUAACUGGCAGUCGAUGAGAUUCAAACCACCACCUGUCAACUCUAAGAUUGGAUGGAGAGUAGAGUUCAGACCUAUUGAAGUGCAAUUAACAGACUUUGAGAAUGCAGCGUACGUUGUAUUCCUGGUUCUCUUGACCCGUGCCAUCCUGACCUUUAACAUCAACUUUCUCAUCCCGAUCUCAAAGGUGGAUGAAAACAUGGAGAAAGCACAGAAGAGAGAUGCAGUACUCAACCAACAGUUCUACUUCAGGAAAGAUAUUCAUUCAUUCAACGACACUGAGCUGCAGACAGACAUCGGCAACUGCAGGGAUGCUGAGUACUAUGGCAGCAUGAGCAUCGACACGAUCAUUAAUGGAGGCCCAAUGCCUGGAUGUGAGGAGGCACGAUUCCCUGGUCUGAUCCCAUUGGUUUAUCAGUACAUCAAUACGGUGGAAGGGGUAGACGUGGACACCAGGUGUACUAUAUCACAUUACCUGAAGCUCAUCUCAGACAGAGCUGCAGGUCGACUGAAGACCACAGCCCGAUGGAUCCGUGAUUUCAUCCACACUCACCCCGACUACAAACAUGACUCGGUCGUCUCUGACCUUAUCAACUAUGACCUGAUUAAAGAAUGUGACCUCAUCACGAGGGGCAAGGUCGAAGCCCCAGAUCUCUUUCACACGCAGACAUCAAGAUCAAGCGACGAUAUCCCCGAAUCCAUACAGAUUGUUGAAACACAAAUAGACACUAACUGAUCGACCUAUCAAGGACCUGCGUAUCUUCCUUUCGUUAAACUUUUAUACAAAUUAUAUGUAAUGAUAGAUAUAUGAUUAAAUAUAGAAUAUAUAUGUGUAUGUGUGUAUAUUUUGUUUUAUAUUCAUGACAUAUCCAUAGGGUGAACUUGCAUUUACCAUUAAUCAUGAUCAACUCAAUUGGGGUGUAUUAUUUCUAAUCCUGUACUUUGAGUACAGAUUAAGAAAGAUUUUAUUAUGAUUAUUAUUACUUUAUAUUAUCAUGUGGAGAGUGAUCUCCUGUGUUUCUCUAACUAAUCUCCUCUCCCCCCCCCCCCCUACUCAGUAAUAUUUAGGGUACAUGUAUGCAUGUUCCCUCUUUUUUAAAUCACUCCACUAUCUCCAGUGUGAAAGUCGAUGGCAGGCCGGACUUUGUCGCACAAAAAAGUAUCGGUACCCCUUUACCGGAGAUUUUGGGAACAUGCAUGCAGUCCCUUUGACCCUGGAGUGGGGGGGGGGGGCACUAAUCUAGAGUCUGCAAUAUAUGUUUAAAGGCCAAUCAUACUAGUAAAGUGGGGUCUUUGUCUGCCUUUGUAUUGCAAGUAAAACUUGUUCAUAAUCUAAUACCUAAGAUGUGUGAAGACACCAUUUUGAUAGACUAGCUGUGUGGAUUCCAUUUUAACAUUCAGCUAAUCAUUAUGGCUACUCACAACAAAUGUCAUGUCUAACGCUUUUUGAAGAAAUAUGAGAUGGUUAUACAUGUACAUGUAUGUUUUGGUCAGCUCACUAUUUCAAAGGUCAACAAGGGCAGUGUUUAUUUAGACGUUUUGUUACUGUUAGCACAUUAUUUAGAACAAUUUCUACAGGUUUCUUACUUAUUUUCCUUUAAAAAUCACCCUGUAUGUGCAUUGCCAUAGAGAUAAUUUAAAUUUGUUUCGUCAAGAUUCACCACUUCACUCGAAAUCAAUUGUGAUGAUUCUGUUUCAUUUUUUUGUAGAAUUCAUUGUCCAACUAUUUGUUGAUUUUGUGUGCAUGACCACAGUAAUUUGAAUGGAUGUAAAGGUAAUUUGAUCAAUGGGCUGAGUUAAUUAUCCAUACAAAAAUGUAUUUUCAUUCCAUGCCACCCUGCAAUAUUCACGCAGCUGUGUAUCUGAUCAUGAACGGUUGUACAACAGCAAAUUGAAUUUUUUAGUGGUAUAAAUAGGAUAGUUUUAUGGAAAUGAGGUAUUUUGAUUAUCAUAGCGAAGAGCAUAUUCAUGGUAAUUGUUUUAGGCUUGGUAUGUGGUUGUCUAAUGAUAUUUUAAUGGAUUGAAAUGGGUUAUAACAAAAUAUUGCACAAAAUGUUGCAAAAUUAUUUACUUUACUUGUAUCAAAGAGAACUGUUGCUGAGCUAGCGCCAUGAGCGUCCCUGGACGAUGUGUGCGCUCUAUAAGUUUACACUAUUAUUAUUAUUAUUAUUUAGGAUCAUUUGGAUGACAAGGGCAGAGGUCAAAUACAACAUAUAUAUAGUAGAAAUGUUAUUUGGGGAAUAGUUAUUGGUUAUAAACACUGUAAUUACCAAUAUAUAUUUUUUUUUUGUGGGAGGCUCUUUGUCAACCUUGACUAACUCUUAUUUGUUAGUCACCUGAGAGGUAAUGUAUUUACUUUCUGUUUAUGUAGUAGAAGGAAAUUGUGCCAUAAAUUUGUUAUGCCUAUAAUUAAAACAUUUGCAAAAAAUGCAUAUGGGCCACGACAUAUGCUAAAAGAUUGAAUUAAAUAAUAGAGAUUUGUGAGAUAAGAAUGAUUUUAAUUAAAACUCAGAAGGUCAAAGAUCUGAAAUGAUGAUUUAUAUAAUGAUAAAUAUUUUUUUAAUUUCUAUAUAUCAAAGACAUGAAUUCUUUCACUUGGUAACAGCAGAUUGUGUUUUACAUGAUAGUGAUAUGAGGUUUAGAAAUGUCAUAUUGCAAUUUAUAGUGUACCAAUCAUCUGAAAUUAUUUUGUUCUGUAUGUUUGUCAUUUCUAGCCUGAUACUAUGUUCAAAUAAGAGCUUCAAAUAUUACUUCUCUAAAGGGAUUUUAUAAGUUUACACACACUCUCAAAUAACCUUAGAGCGACUUGUCAGUAGACUACUCGACACACCAGCAUGCACUCGCAUACAUUUGGCCCAGCUACUUUUUUCAGCACACAAGGAAUAAUCCAACCCCAGAGACCAAUUCACCGCAACAGGGUUGAGUGUAGUAAAUUUAUAUUAUUGCCUUGCCAAAGAAAUGAGUACAGUGGCAGGCAGGUUCAGUACAUGUACACAUCUAUGUAUCUCAGGAAUGUCUUUUAUGUCCUAAAUUGGCACCCACAAACGUCCAUUCAUUCAUUGAUUGAUACACACUGUAUAUGGUUGUGACAUGUACCAGUAAUUGAAACAAAUGAAUAUUUUCUUGAACUGUUUUAUAAUUCAUGAAGUACGUAUCAUGUUCUAACAUUUCUAUAUAUAAAUUAAUGUUGAUUAUGUAAUAAUGAA